GAGGUCACCACGUGUACAUAUUGAUUUGAGACUGGCCUUUGAGUCAGCCCCUUAGAAUCUGCUGCUUUAUAAAGAGGAACACUCACAGAAGCAAUCUAAACACAGCUUGAUCUCUUCUGCUCUUGUCUCCAAAACAGAAAAUCACUGCAAACAUGAAAUUGUACCUGGCAAUUGCUGUGCUGGUGCUGGCUUUCGUGGCCUACACAGAGGCGCAAGAAGUUACUAUGGAGGAGAGGUUUAACAAUUUGGGCCAGCAGAUGAGCGAGUUUGGAAAGACCGUAGCUGAGAAGGCAAAGACUGCGCUCGAUGGUUUGAACAACAAUGAAAAUGUGCAGAAAGCCAAAAGCUGGUUCCAGGAACAGUUCCAGAAGAUGCAGGAACAUUUUAACUAAGUCCGUGUUCACGACUUCUGACCCCUUCAGUUUAAUCUAUGCAUUUUGACAGAAUGUGAUCGUAAUUGCAAUGAUAUAUGUUACUAAACUGUGGAACUUUAAGCAAUAGAAAUCAUUAAAUGUUGUCGUUUUUUA
This is a messenger RNA of Periophthalmus magnuspinnatus, 527 nucleotides long. RefSeq names its product apolipoprotein C-I-like. The record is from RefSeq and is a predicted model, not a curated record. Gene Ontology annotation, biological process: negative regulation of lipid catabolic process; negative regulation of cholesterol transport; triglyceride metabolic process. Gene Ontology annotation, molecular function: fatty acid binding; phospholipase inhibitor activity. Bases 153 to 392 code for a protein of 79 amino acids. Lineage: Eukaryota; Metazoa; Chordata; Actinopteri; Gobiiformes; Gobiidae. The transcript is spliced from 4 exons. Gene Ontology annotation, cellular component: very-low-density lipoprotein particle; high-density lipoprotein particle; extracellular region.